Messenger RNA from Lemur catta (Ring-tailed lemur), 402 nucleotides. Its product is annotated as histone H2B type 1-A. The coding region runs from base 1 to 402 and encodes 133 amino acids. NCBI's taxonomy places the organism in Eukaryota, Metazoa, Chordata, Mammalia, Primates, Lemuridae. Gene Ontology annotation, cellular component: nucleosome. Gene Ontology annotation, molecular function: DNA binding; protein heterodimerization activity; structural constituent of chromatin. The record is from RefSeq and is a predicted model, not a curated record. The transcript is spliced from 2 exons.
AUGCCAGAGGUUGCUUCCAAAGGCGCUACUAUUUCCAAAAAGGGCUUCAAGAAAGCCGCUACUAAAACUCAGAAGAAGGAGGGGAGGAAGCGCAAGAGAUGCCGCAAAGAGAGCUAUUCCAUUUACAUCUAUAAGGUGUUGAAGCAAGUCCAUCCAGACACUGGCAUCUCUUCCAAGGCCAUGAGCGUCAUGAAUUCUUUUGUCAGCGACAUCUUCGAGCGCAUCGCCUGCGAGGCCUCUCGCCUGGCACAUUACAACAAGCACUCGACCAUCACCUCCAGGGAGAUCCAGACGGCCGUGCGCCUGCUGCUGCCGGGAGAGCUGGCCAAGCACGCCGUGUCCGAGGGCACCAAGGCUGUCACCAAGUAUACUAGCCAAAAAAAAAAAAAAAAAAAGUUUUAG